This is a messenger RNA of Volvox carteri f. nagariensis, 1795 nucleotides long. It is a transcript of the gene orc5, whose product is annotated as origin recognition complex subunit 5. Gene Ontology annotation, molecular function: DNA replication origin binding. The record is from RefSeq and is a predicted model, not a curated record. Bases 212 to 1723 code for a protein of 503 amino acids. Gene Ontology annotation, cellular component: nucleus; nuclear origin of replication recognition complex. The transcript has 11 exons. NCBI's taxonomy places the organism in Eukaryota, Viridiplantae, Chlorophyta, Chlorophyceae, Chlamydomonadales, Volvocaceae. Gene Ontology annotation, biological process: DNA replication; DNA replication initiation.
AUCACACAUUAUUGUUACGUAAAACAACUUGCCGACUGAGUAAUUCACACGUGCGCCGAGGAAAAAAUAUUAUGCUGCAACUCGAGGAGAAAUGAAGGGGAUUCAGCGGUUAGCGCAGUUACAAAUGCAAAAUUAUCGGGCUUCUAUGGGCGCAUGCAAACGCGUUUGUAUAGAGGCUUAACCGACAGCUGACAGGUCACCUCUCGCUCAGAUGGCAGGGCUAGCUGGCAGCUCUGAUUCACUACAAGUCCUCACUGCUCGUUGGCCUGGUCGGGAAUCCCAGAUCGCGGCGCUACAUAGCUGGCUGUUUGGUCGGAUCGGCUCGCACGUGAUCGUGCAUGGCCCGUCAGGAACUGGGAAGACUGGAGUAGUCCGGGACUGCCUGGAGACAUGGGGUUGCCGGUACGCUUACAUGACUAUGCCGCAGGAGUACAAGUUGCGGCAGCUGUUCAACUCCCUCCUGUCUCAGCUGUGGAGCUACUCGGGAUUGAAACGAAAACGUGAAGGUGGUUUCGGAGCCACUGCGGGGGCGGACAGCUGGAACGACUUUGCGGAGCAUAUUGCAGAUGUAUGCCCCCCUGGUGCUGAGCACUGCUCCAUGAUUGUGUUGGACGAUAUGGAGUGGUGCGCGCACAGGAACCUGUUGCCGCAACUGCUGGCUGCGAUCAAGUGGCACCGGGCCAGUGUGGUGGUUGUAACCAUAACCGCUACCGCACCGCAGGACGUUUUGUUCGGUCCUGGGUUGGGACUAGCCUUGCCCCUCAUGCGUUGCCUGCACUUCCCCGCGUACGACAGGGAACAGCUGUGUGCGGCGCUGGCGGUGAGGCUGCCCACGGCUUGCGGGGCAGCAGCGGCGGCGGCAGGUUCUGGGCCCCCGGCCGCCACAAACGGCAAUACGACACCCUCGCCGGAGUUGUACGGCAGCUUCCUGGGUGCGUACGUCGUGACGCCGUUCAGUCCGCUGACUCGCAGCGCCGCCGACCUGGCGGCGGUGGCGGCCUGGCUCUGGCCGAUUUAUAGUCGACCGCUGGAAGAGGGCAAGGUUCGCAUGGACGCUCCCGCUGAGUCUCAAGUACGGCAGCUUGACGUACCAAUGAAGCAACGCGACGUCAUACGGAAGUUGCUUGAGGUGUAUCGGCCAGGCAUGCGUUCCCUCACGCCGGGGUUGCUGCCGUCGGCAACGGCGGCAGCGCCGCAGCCGACGGCAGCUGCGGGGCCCUCGGCGGCGGCGGCGGCGCCAGGUGGCGGCGGCAGCGAAGAGGCUGACGGCGGGGGAGCCCUGGUCCAGAACCUGGGCAAGGCUGCGAAACUGCUGCUUCUGGCGGCCUACGUGGCAAGUCGCAACAAACCCACACUUGACAAGGAGCUCUUCGACUUCCGAAAACGACCAACCGCCAGACGGAGAGCGGGCGCGGGCCGGGCGGGCGAGGCAGCGCAGGAGGCGGACAGACAGGCUGAGGCUGCUAAGGAGGCGCGACUGAAGGGACCGCACGCGUUCCCCCUCACUCGUCUGCUGUCCAUCUUCCACCGCCUGUGGGCAUCGGCGCCCGCCAUUGAGGAUGACCUGUACGGCAACCUGUACGGAUCCUUCUUUUGUCGUUCCGCUGGCGGCGUCGAACCCGACGUGCUUGACGUGGACCUUGCCACGGGCUUCGCUGGGGGCAGGACGGGUUUGGAGGUAUGUACGGCGAGGUGUACGGCCAGUUUUCUUCCACAUUUUUGACGUUGUUGAAAGCAUUCCUUGUCAGCAUGUCAUUGGAGCAAUAACUGCAGGAAAACACACCGCGUUUCACCA